Messenger RNA from Dicentrarchus labrax (European seabass), 3061 nucleotides. RefSeq names its product extracellular calcium-sensing receptor-like. Gene Ontology annotation, biological process: G protein-coupled receptor signaling pathway. Bases 62 to 2662 code for a protein of 866 amino acids. The transcript has 5 exons. Gene Ontology annotation, molecular function: G protein-coupled receptor activity. The record is from RefSeq and is a predicted model, not a curated record. Lineage: Eukaryota; Metazoa; Chordata; Actinopteri; Moronidae. Gene Ontology annotation, cellular component: membrane.
AGACUGCAUUGGUUCUGAUCUGACUGGGUGGUUCUGCCCCAUCAGCAGAUGACAGUGGAAAAUGUCACAAGUGAUAACCUGGCUGGUUUUCAUGGGGCUCCUGUUAGCAUUUGGAGCAGCGGAGGAGGGAGCUGCUUUCUGUCAGAUACUGGGGAGUUCAGAGUUCCCUCUGCUGUCUAAAAAGGGAGAUGUCAUGAUUGGUGGAGCCUUUUCCAUCCACAGCAAAAUCACUCAACCUCUACUUUCUUUUACAGAGAAACCAACACGUCUCACUUGUUCCAGUGUCAACCCCAGGGAGUUUCGAUUUGCCCAGACCAUGAUCUUUGCAAUUGAGGAAAUAAACAAAAGUGAAUUUCUUCUUCCCAAUGUUUCUAUCGGAUACCGUAUUUAUGACAACUGUGGCUCAACAUUAACGUCAAUGCGCGCAGUGAUGGCCCUGAUGAACGGUGAUGAGUGGAGUGUGGGAAAGAGCUGUACUGGUCAAUCAGCUGUUCAUGCUAUUAUUGGGGAGUCUGAAUCCUCUUCAACCAUUGUGCUUUCACGCACUACUGGACCAUUCAAAAUACCAGUGGUAAGAGGGAAGUCUGUGUGUAUCAAUGUGUAUAUUAUAUGCAACCCUCCUUAUUUUGCCUUUCUCUUUGUGUAUUCUCAGAUAAGUCAUUCAGCUACUUGUGAGUGUUUAAGCAACAGGAAAGAGUAUCCUUCUUUCUUUCGAACCAUUGCCAGCGACCUCUACCAAAGCCGAGCCCUCGCCCAGCUAGUCAAGCAUUUUGGCUGGACUUGGGUCGGAGCAGUCAACAGCGACAGUGACUAUGGCAACAAUGGUAUGGCUAUCUUCCUUGCUGCAGCUCAGGAGGAAGGAGUGUGUGUCGAGUAUACAGAGAAAUUUCAUAGGGCAGAACCAGAAAAACUCAAGAAAGUGGUAGAAGUGAUCAGAAAGAGCACUGCCCGGGUCAUUGUUGGUUUCCUGGCCCAUGUAGAGAUGAACAACCUUCUACAGCAGUUGAGUCACCACAACAUCACAGGCCUGCAAUUUAUUGGUGUGGAGGCCUGGAUCACUGCUGACAGCCUUGUGACUCCCACCAGCUUUAGUGUGCUAGGAGGUUCACUGGGCUUUGCUGUACAAAAGGCCAAUAUCAGUGGCCUGGAUGAUUUUUUGAUCAAAGAUUUCUGGGAGACAGAGUUUGAGUGCAAGGAGACAAACCAGGACACGAUGACAGAAACUUGUAGAGAAAAACAGGCUCUAAUUGAGCUUAAAGAUUAUGAUGAUGAUGUGGCAGAGUUGAGAUACUCCAGCAACAUCUACAAUGCCAUCUAUGCUGUGGCUCAUUCUCUGCACAGCAUCCUAAAGUGCUCCAAAAGUCAGGGGUGUGAAAAGACUGCGAAGGUGUCUCCCUGGCAGGUGGUGGAGUCUUUGAAGCAAGUGAAUUUUACCAUUAAAAAUGGGGACCAGGUGUCAUUUGAUAGCACUGGAGCAGCUGUGGCUCGGUAUGAGGUGGUGAACUGGCAGCAUGGAUCAGAUCGCUCAGUCCAGUUUAAACCUGUUGGCUACUACGAUGCCUCCCUGCCUCCUGGACAGAAGUUUGUUCUCAAGACUGAAGCCAUAAUGUGGCCUGGAGGAAAGACAGAGUUGCCUGUGUCAGUGUGCAGUGAGAGCUGUCGUCCAGGAACUCACAAAGUCCUUCAGAAAGGAAAGCCAGUCUGCUGCUUUGACUGCAUACCAUGUGCAGAGGGAGAAAUCAGCAACAGCACAGAUUCUAAUGACUGCAGUAAAUGUCCUGAAGAGUAUUGGUCCAAUCAAAACAGAGAUGCAUGUGUACUCAAAAAUGUUGAGUUCCUCUACUUCACUGAGGUUAUGGGUAUAAUACUUGUAUUUUUCACUUUGUUUGGUGUUCUCCUUACUUUAAUUGUGGCCACUCUAUUCUUGAUCAAUAAGAAUACUCCCUUAGUGAAGGCCAACAACUCUGAGCUGAGCUUCCUGCUGCUCUUCUCAUUGACUCUGUGUUUCCUGUGUUCUCUGACCUUCAUAGGCCCACCCUCUGAGUGGUCCUGCAUGCUGCGACACACAGCAUUCGGCAUCACCUUUGUCCUCUGUAUCUCUUGUAUUCUUGGGAAAACAAUAGUGGUGUUAAUGGCCUUUAAAGCGACACUUCCAGGCACUAAUAUGAUGAAAUGGUUUGGGCCUGCACAGCAGAGACUUAGUGUUCUGGGCUUCACUCUCAUACAGGUUAUAAUUUGCAUACUUUGGCUCACAAUCAACCCUCCUUUUCCCUUCAAAAAUAUGAAACUCUAUAAAGACAGGAUUAUACUAGAGUGCGCCCUGGGAUCACCUGUGGGGUUCUGGGCUGUGUUAGGUUACAUAGGACUCCUUGCUGUCCUAUGUUUUAUACUUGCUUUUUUGGCUCGAAAGUUACCCGAUAAUUUCAAUGAAGCUAAAUUUAUCACCUUCAGCAUGCUGAUUUUCUGUGCUGUCUGGAUCACUUUUAUCCCAGCAUAUGUCAGCUCUCCUGGGAAGUUCACUGUGGCUGUGGAGAUAUUUGCUAUUUUAGCCUCCAGUUAUGGAAUACUUUUUUGUAUAUUUGCACCAAAAUGCUUUAUCAUUGUACUCAAACCUGAACUAAACACAAAGAAAUAUCUGAUGGGAAAAAUGCAAUACAAGUAAAUCUAUAUAUAAAAUUUAGAGGAAAUGACAAAUAUAUAUUUUACUACAUUUCACAAUCUGUGGCUGUGAAUACUAUUCAUUUACAUAUGACAUUUUUUUAUCUUUCCCCUUUCAAAAUGUAGGUAAAAACAACAAAGCAACAAAAUGUUUUCAAUUCAACAUGUUAUUGUUGUUAUGUUAAAUGCUUACAUUUUCAUUUUAGAUAAUUUCAUCAUGUAUUGAAUCCUACCUAUCUGGUCUACAAUACGGACAGUUAAAAAACACUUACAUUCCAAAAAUCUUUUAAUAUUGGUAUCAAUAAUAAUUGUCUUUUACAAUGAAUUUGGUUCAUAAUUAAACUGAGGAUGCACAGUAUUAAUCUUUGUUUUAUUUCAUAUGAAUAAAAAAUAUUUAAAAUUA